GCAAGACGCUCAAGAUGUCGAGGAAUUUCUCUGACACAGGCAGCAGAAAAGAACAUGUUAAAAUCACAAGUGAGUCCAAACCAGGAUUCCUGGAGAGGCUCAGUGAAACUUCUGGAGGCAUGCUGAUUGGACUUGUGACAUUUCUUCUGUCUUUCUACCUUCUUUUUACCAAUGAAGGACGAGCUUUAAGGACAGCCAAAUCUCUUGAUGAGGGCCUUUCUCUUGUGAUCCCUCUUGGUAGCAUCCACAGUGUGUCUCAGCAGAAUGAAGGGAGAUUGGUGCACUUAGCUGGCGCUCUGAGUACACCUAAGCCUUUGUUUGAUCCCAGCUAUGGGCUCUCGGUUCAGGCUGUCAAGCUUAAGCGUACUGUGGAAAUGUACCAGUGGGUAGAACAUGAAGAUUCCAGGGAAUAUGAAGAGAAUGGUAAGAUUGUGAAAGAGACAAAGUAUUCAUACAAUACCGAAUGGAAAUCGGAAGUUGUGAACAGCAGAAACUUUGAUCAAGAAAUUGGACACAAAAACCCAAGUGCCAUGGCUGUGGAGUCUUUCACUGCUGUAUCUCCUAACGUCCAGGUUGGCAGCUUUGUUCUUUCCAAGGGCCUUGUGGAUAAAAUCGAUGACUUCAAGCAGUUGAGUUUGUCACACCUUGAGGAUCCACAUGCUGAUGUUACCCGAGGAGGAGAUUACUUCUACCACAGCGAGAACCCCAGGCGUCCAGAAGUAGGAGACCUUCGUGUCUCGUUCUUCUAUGCAGGUCUGAGUGGAGAUGACCCCCAUUUGGGCUCUGCUGAUAAGGUGACUGUGAUUGCCCGCCAGCAAGGUGAUCAGCUGGUUGCAUAUCACACCAAGGCUGGAUAUGUCCUGCAGAUUCUUUAUCCUGGAGAUCUCUCUGUGGAGGAAGUGUUUCAGAAAGAGCACGAGAGUAACACCAUGAAGACCUGGGCCCUCCGUGCAGCAGGCUGGCUGGCGAUGUUUGUAGGCAUCAACCUAAUGACCCGAAUUGUUUACACUUUGGUGGACUGGUUUCCUGUUGUGAGAGAUCUGGUUAACGUUGGAUUAAAAGCCUUUGCCUUCUGCGUAGCCAGUUCGUUGUCGCUUCUGACCAUCUCCAUUGGUUGGCUCUUCUACCGCCCUCUCUGGGCUUUGCUGAUGGGGUUGCUCUCUGUUGUUCCAAUUGUGGUUGCAAAAUCUCGUGUUCCACCAAAGAAGCAGCAGUGAGGAGGAGGUGGUUGGUUUUUGCACUGAAUCCUGGUUAGAAACUUUUGAAGUGCAUUUCUGUCCCGGUGCCUGCAGCACGCUUACAGCACAUCACGAUUCAGCAGUGUGCACCCAGA
This is a messenger RNA of Antrostomus carolinensis (chuck-will's-widow), 1333 nucleotides long. RefSeq names its product transmembrane protein 43 (gene TMEM43). The record is from RefSeq and is a predicted model, not a curated record. The transcript has 12 exons. Gene Ontology annotation, biological process: lipid metabolic process; nuclear membrane organization. Bases 15 to 1217 code for a protein of 400 amino acids. Gene Ontology annotation, cellular component: nuclear inner membrane. NCBI's taxonomy places the organism in Eukaryota, Metazoa, Chordata, Aves, Caprimulgiformes, Caprimulgidae.